AUGGUUCCUACAAAUUUGAGUUGUUUGAAAGUUGGAGAUAUUUUGCUUGCAUGUUCAAAAAUCGUCGCAGCAAUUCAUGUUUGGUGGGAUUGUCCUCAUUCUUCAACUGCAAGUUUUUCAAUGCGCCACAUUGGGGCAAUUUCAUUUUUGAAAGGGCAAUGGGGCUUUAGGCGGAGAGUUAAAUAUUUAGUAAAAACGGUUUAUGUCGGCAUUAAAAAGAGCCACAACAACUGCUACGACAACAACAAAAACUACAACAUCAAGAAGAACUGUGGCAAAAACAACACGAACAACAACAACAACAACUAUGAACGCAAACAACGCAUCGACGCAAAAGUUUCGCGACAGCGCAGCGUCAAAUAUGGAAGGACACACGCCAGCCACACUCGCCUCGCGCAGCAUUCGGAGAAGGUCAUCACACCGCACCAAGCGAGGCAUGGCACUCCUAAUGACUGGGAUGAUUCAUCAGCCAAGCAUCAAUCAAACAUCAUGAAAAUCAUUCAUCCAAUAAUUGAGAGUUGA
Messenger RNA from Helobdella robusta, 522 nucleotides. RefSeq lists its product as hypothetical. The record is from RefSeq and is a predicted model, not a curated record. The transcript is spliced from 5 exons. Lineage: Eukaryota; Metazoa; Annelida; Clitellata; Rhynchobdellida; Glossiphoniidae. The coding region runs from base 1 to 522 and encodes 173 amino acids.